AUGAAAAUCCCGUACUCUACACUAACAUCAGCAUCAAUGCUAGCAAGCAGGGCAGCAGACUUACAGUGUCUAGGUAGCUCUACUGGUAUGCCACUAUCUCCGGGAACUUAUAGUGAGCCAUUGAGACCUCAAGUCCACUACACUCCAUCUGAGAACUUCUCUAACGACCCCAAUGGCUUAAUCUACGCUAACAAUCUUUACCACAUCUACCACCAGUGGAAUGCCAAGGCUAAUUUGCCAGGGUAUCAGAACUGGGGCCACGCUACGAGUGAGGACUUGGUACAUUGGACCCUGCAUCCAGCUGCUAUCACGCCUGAUAGCGAAGAUGGACCAUUUAUUUUCUCAGGAAGCGCUAUCAUAGACUUUGAUAAUGAUUCCGGUAUUUUUAAUGAUACCACUGCAUCAGAUAACAGAUUGCUUGCCUUCUAUACCAGCGCUAGUGAUGAUAAGCAAACGCAAAAUAUUGCGUACUCAACGGAUGGAGGUUAUUCAUAUACAAAACGACCAGAGCCAGUCAUCGACAUUGACAACAGCCAGUUCAGAGAUCCCAAAGUUUUCUGGUACGAGCCAGACUCGAAAUGGGUGAUGAUCGUGUCAUUAGCUUCGCAGCACGAAAUGAUCAUUUACGACUCAAACAACUUAUUGGACUGGACUGAGACAUCUCGUUUCGGCAAUGUCGGUCAACUGGGCUAUCAAUAUGAAUGUCCUGAUCUAUUUCCGCUUAAAAUCGAAGGCAGUGACGAAGAAAAAUGGGUAUUGAUCACAUCUGUUAACCCAGGCGCAAUCAAUGGCGGUGGUUCGGCCACCAGCUACUUUAUCGGUGAUUUCGACGGUAAAAAGUUCACACCAGUGGAUCUAGCAGUGCACGAAAUGGACUUUGGGUACGAUAAUUACGCGGGAGUCACUUUCAACAAUAUCCCUGAUGGACGUAGAUUGUGGUUGGGCUGGUCUAGCAACUGGCUUUACGCUGCAGAAGUCCCCACUGCGCCGUGGAGAUCAUCGCUGUCACUCGUACACGAGUUGUCUCUCGCUAGAGUCAACCUCACCGAUCAGGAGGAGUCGCUUAUGCUGAGACAUAAGCCGGUUGACUUAUCAACCCUCAUCACCGACACUGUCAAGGAGACUAGCACAUCAACGAACUCAGAUUCUGUAGAAUUUCCAACUGAUGGCGCGGUAGACUUUACUGCUCAUUUGUCUUUUAACUCUUUAAAUUCUAACUCUUCAUCAAAAUCUGCAUCGAGGAUCACUAUAGAAUCUGAAGAUGCUCAGAACUCAAUUGAAAUUGGUUUGCAGUUCUCUGAUCACAUCGCAUACAUCAAUAGAGCUAACUCUGGAUGGUCUAAUGCUAUAUUCGAAAGUGUUUCAGCGACUUCUAUCCAUAUUCCAGACGAUCAAAAAGUCAGUUUGAGAGCCAUUGUUGACCACUCACAGUUGGAGCUAUUUAUACAAGAUGGUAUACAUCUAGGAUCGAUGGUUUUCUUUUUUGAGGAUGGUCGUGUUCCUGCGCGCCUUCACUACUCAAACGAUAAAGGUGUCCAAACAGAUUACUUCCGUCUCGAUGCUUUGAAGAGCAUUUGGCAAUGCUAA
Molecule: messenger RNA, 1587 nt
Organism: Wallemia ichthyophaga EXF-994
Lineage: Eukaryota; Fungi; Basidiomycota; Wallemiomycetes; Wallemiales; Wallemiaceae
Product: Putative invertase
Exons: 3
Coding region: 1-1587 (528 amino acids)
Biological process (GO): sucrose catabolic process
Cellular component (GO): fungal-type vacuole
Molecular function (GO): sucrose alpha-glucosidase activity
Source: RefSeq, a predicted model, not a curated record